CCGAAUGAGGUGGCGCUGUAGUUGCCUCUGGAGGUUUUGAGAAGCAUCGAGAAAAACAGUUAUAUAGAGGCCCAAACAUGGCUGGUCGACAGUUCUACGGAAACCCUUAUUCGAACACAAACUUCGACGAUCUGCCGCCCGGUUGGGAAGUAUUACACGAUAGAAAUACAGGUUGGCCAUACUUUAUUGACCAUAACACUAAAACCACGAGCUGGGAAGAUCCACGAAACAAAAUGAGACAGUGCGGCUUUGGAUUUCCAGAGCAGAAUUCUUUCUUCACCAGAGAAAUACCAGUAUUUCAUGAAAGUUCUAGACCUCAGAAAUGGACACACCAGGCUGGUCACCGAGUGGGGUCCCCUGGACGGGUGUCCCCAAAGCGAAUGCACUCCCCUGUGACUGUGGGGUCACCAAAGAGAGUUAGCCCCCCACCUGCCACACCCCCAAUGCAAAUGCCACAGCCUUUCCAAGGAGUAAGAGAAAUCCCUGUACAACACGUGUCUUCAAAAUCUCACAGUCAGCACCCUGAUCUCCAGGGCUAUACAUUCUACAAAGGGAAUCCUUCGGCCAGUCAAACUCCCUACCCCCAGCAAGGAUAUCCCCCGUCCUCCCAGAGUCAGGGGACACACCCAGCGACCUCUCAGGGGGGCUAUCCACAGCAACAGUUCCAACAGAAACCUAAACAGUCACAUCAGGUUCCAAUCUACCACCAACAGAGUGGGCCUCAGAUGCCACAGCCACCAUAUGAUGGCCCCCACCAGCAGAAUCAACAGUAUCCUGUCCCUCCACAGCAAUAUCAGCCACCCCAGCAGUAUCAAUCUCCACCCCAACCUCCGACAAAUCAGGUGCCCCCACCUCAACAACAGCAGUAUCAGGCGAAAACUCCUCCUCAGGUGAGGCGCCAAUUUAAGCCAACAGAAUCACAGAAACCACAAGAUGCCUCGGAGGUCCCUAAAGAACAGAGGAGUGAGAGUGUAGAGUCGGAGGUACACCCUGCUGCAUCCAGAGAAAGUGGGGAUCAAAUGGACAGAGCCCCAUCAGAAUCGAAAAUUCAUGAAGAAAACUUGAAAAAAAUUGGGAGAAUAGUGGAUGAGGCAGACCAUAUCAAAGGCCGAGUGAAUUCAUUUACAGGGAAAAAGUCUGACAAAGAGUACAAAUAUUUGGAAGAAAUGUUGAACAGAAGUAUUCUGAAAUUAGACGGCAUUGAAGCGGGUGAUAAUGAGGCCGUGAGACAGGCGCGGCGAUCAGGGGUCAAGGACAUUCAGUCGUUUCUCGAUCAGUUGGACCUUAAAGCUUUUGUUGAGGACCAACCAAAAGAGCAAGAACCCUCCAAAAUGGACUCCAGUGAAUCGAACCAAGAAUCGGGUCAGGAACCCAUGGAUGCUGAAUCAGAAAGAGGCUCUCAGGAACAGGGCACUGAGACAUCUUAACGGAGAUCUAAUUAACAGAGUGCAUGCUUAUUUAUAUCUAGUAGUGACAUUAAUUAGCUGUUUGUAUGGAUAGAUCUAUACUUGUGAAAGUGCUUUCAAACUUUUGUUGUUUAUUGUUGAAUAUGUUCAAAGAUGGGUGUUGAAUGAUUAUUUAUUUUAUAUUUUUUGCAUAUCUUCGAGAGCUGCUGAAACAAUAAAGUGGUGACGCAAUUUA
Molecule: messenger RNA, 1641 nt
Organism: Magallana angulata
Lineage: Eukaryota; Metazoa; Mollusca; Bivalvia; Ostreida; Ostreidae
Product: BAG family molecular chaperone regulator 3-like
Exons: 2
Coding region: 78-1427 (449 amino acids)
Biological process (GO): protein stabilization
Cellular component (GO): cytoplasm; cytosol; membrane
Molecular function (GO): protein-folding chaperone binding; adenyl-nucleotide exchange factor activity
Source: RefSeq, a predicted model, not a curated record